GGCAAGCCUUUGAUUCUGUCACAUGCAGGCUACACAUGAGCCAGCCGCUUGAGGUACGCCAGAUCCUAACUCCCCCGCUCUUCGCCUUGGCUGAAAAACAAGAGCCAGCGAUUCAUCUUGGGAGUUGAAUAAGCAAAGGGGAAGGGAGAAGAAAAAAAACAAACACCCGCAACCCAACCCCCAGCGGGAACGCUCACCCACAUAGCCUCGAAUUCAGGGAACUGGGUUGGGGAGGGAGGGAGGGAGAGGGAACGGCUCGGCUUCAGCCUCUUGCCGAGCCUUGCUUCCAAAAAGCACGUGGAAAUCGCAGUGGAGAACACGACCGCUGCCUCCUGGAAGCACAAACCAUUUUGCAGAGCGCGGUGGCUCGGGAGUAGGCAAGCACGCGCGCGCGCUCCUCUCCCUCUCUCUCUCUCCCUCCCUCUCUCUCUCUCUCUCUCUCUCACACACACACACACACAGAGGCGGGGGAAGAGGGGGGACGGUGGGGAGGAUUCCCUCGUCGCGCACAGCCGGCUUUUGCUACCGAUCGCCCCCUUUCUAGUUAUUAUUGUUUUUUUGGCUCCAUUUGGGAGAGCCCAGCGCUUCCUACGAAAGCUAGCUAUUGAACGCGCAACUCUUCAUUGCCCUCCCCGAGGCGAUUCCCUACCUCCCCUCUUUAUUUUUAUUUUUAUUAUUAUUAUUGCAUUUCGGCAACCCGAGAAGCAAGGUUUGCACUAAUAACGGGAGGACGGCGGAAGAGAGAGAGAGACUCAGCAUGGAUAACAAUUCCGGUGGCGUGAUCCUCUAUGUGGGUUCAACAGCUGGCUCCAGCCCCACUCCAGGCAGCCCUCCCAGUGGAUACCUGGUGUCUUCACCCCAACACUCGCUGCCAUCCUCGUUAGAAGAGCUGACCCUCACCGAGAUUGGAGCCAUCAAGCCGCAGCAGGCCAGCUCCCCCUCUUCACCCAAGGUAGCCUUCCAGUUUCCUGAAGGGAUCUGCUACCCCAGCAAGGGCCAGCUGCCCCCAACACCAAAUAAGGUGCCUGCCACCAAGCAGAAUGGAGCUACCAGCACAUUCACAAAGACCGGUGGGAUGGUGUUGCUUUGUAAAGUUUGUGGAGACAUUGCUUCAGGCUUCCACUAUGGGGUUCAUGCUUGUGAAGGAUGUAAGGGUUUUUUCCGCCGGAGCAUCCAGCAGAACAUCAACUACAAGAUGUGCGUGAAGAAUGAAAACUGCAUGAUCAUGCGUAUGAAUCGCAACCGCUGCCAGCAUUGCCGCUUCAAGAAAUGUCUGGCGGUGGGGAUGUCAAGAGAUGCUGUGCGUUUUGGGCGCAUCCCUAAGCGAGAGAAGCAGCGCCUGCUGGACGAGAUGCAGAGCUACAUGAACAGCCUGAAUGAGGUCCCCAUGGAUGUGGGCCUGAGCUCUGAGGCGGAUGCUCCACCCAGCCCUAACACCCAGGAAGAGGAGGCAAUAAAUGCCAUCUCCAGGGCUUACCACGACAUCUUCCUCAGCGGGCAGGACCGCCUGGGCAGGCGUAGUAGCUCCCCAGGAGCCGAGGCUGCCCCUUUGACCAACUUCAAUGAACAGCCGCAGCUGAACCCUUCCCUGGGUUAUGGGCAGUACGAAUCAGCCACUCUUCGCCUCUCCAGCUACAACCCUCAAGAACCACCCUGUUAUGUUGACAACAGCCCCUCGUGCUAUGGCAAUGAUAUCUUCCAGACCCAGCAGGCCAAUUAUCUGCAAAAUGCUGGAUGCUACCCAUCCUUUGAUUUUGGUUAUUCUGAGGGAAAUGCCCAGAGGAGCUGUCCAUGGCGGGGAACCACCAGAAGAGGCAUUGCUUGUCCUCUGAAUGCCACCCCUUAUUGUGGCAGCGGCAAGAGCAGUCAGCAAGUGUGGGAAGAGUUCUUACAAUGCUUCACACCAGCUGUCAAGGAGGUGGUCGAGUUUGCCAAGAGCAUCCCGGGCUUCCAGUCACUCUGCCAGCAGGAUCAAGUCAUGCUCCUCAAAGCGGGCACUUUCCAGGUGCUGAUGGUGCGCUUCUCCACCCUCUUCAGCCCCAAGGAGAAGAAAGUAACAUUUCUGAGUGGGGAAACCUAUUCACUCGGCAGCCUGCGUUCCAUGGGCAUGGGCUCUCUGCUGGAUGCCAUGUUUGAGUUCAGCGAGAAGCUCAGUUCCUUGGGCUUAGAUCCACAAGAGAUGGCCCUCUUCAUGGCUGUGGUCCUUGUCUCAGCAGAUCGCUCCGGGAUCUCUGAUGUGGAUGCUGUUGAAAUUCUUCAGGAGACUUUAAUCCGGGCCUUGAGAACUCUGGUAACCAAGAAGCAUCCGGAUGACUCCACGCUUUUCCCCAAGCUGCUUCUCCGUCUCCCCGACUUGAGAACUCUCAACAAGCAGCAUUCAGAGAAACCUCUUGCCUUCUGGAUCAACCCUUAAUUCCAGCACAUCGAUCUCAUACGUCCCUCAGACUUUUUUAGGAAAGAAAGAAAGAAAAAAUCCACCAUCAAGUAAAUUUACUGCAGCGGACUAAAUGUUGCUCUUUGGGAAAUGACUGUAAUGAUGAAAUAAGAGGUGUAGAAAGGACACGACAAAGGCAGGAAGCCCACGGCCCCUGGCAGCUCGUUGGAGUAGAUCCAGUGAGGAGAGAGAUGGGAGAAAGGAGGAAGGAUGCAUUUCCCAGAUAGCGCUCUCCACAGCAC
Thamnophis elegans (Western terrestrial garter snake) is the source of this 2676-nucleotide messenger RNA. RefSeq names its product nuclear receptor subfamily 1 group D member 1-like. The transcript is spliced from 8 exons. The coding region runs from base 758 to 2413 and encodes 551 amino acids. The record is from RefSeq and is a predicted model, not a curated record. Gene Ontology annotation, biological process: positive regulation of transcription by RNA polymerase II; hormone-mediated signaling pathway; negative regulation of transcription by RNA polymerase II. NCBI's taxonomy places the organism in Eukaryota, Metazoa, Chordata, Lepidosauria, Squamata, Natricidae. Gene Ontology annotation, molecular function: nuclear receptor activity; RNA polymerase II cis-regulatory region sequence-specific DNA binding; zinc ion binding.